Molecule: messenger RNA, 11248 nt
Organism: Phalacrocorax carbo (great cormorant)
Lineage: Eukaryota; Metazoa; Chordata; Aves; Suliformes; Phalacrocoracidae
Source: RefSeq, a predicted model, not a curated record
CCCCCCUCCCGCGGCAUGUCCCGCGGCCGGGCUCCCCUCAGCGACCGGCCCCUGUAGCGCCUCCAGCCGCGGGCGAAGCAGGGCCGAGGGGCGCCAGGCGGUGCCGUCGCCCAGCCGCGCCGGGCGCUGCGCGGCCAUGGGGGGCUCCUGAGGCGGCCGGGGAGAGCGGCGGGGAAGCGGAACGCCUCGCCCCGUGGCCGCCACCAUGGAGGCGCCGCCGCCGCCCGGCGCCCCGAGCGCCGCGGAGCCCGCCGGCUGCCCCAAGGACACCGACCGCCAACUGCGGCUCCGCCUCUGCGUCCUCAACGAGAUCCUCAGCACCGAGCGGGACUAUGUGGGGACCCUCCGCUUCCUGCAGUCGGCAUUUCUUCACCGGAUCCGCCAGAAUGCUGUGGACAAAGCUGAGAAGUAUAUAACAGAGGAGAAUGUUAAGAUCUUAUUUUCUAACAUCGAAGACAUUCUUGGUGUUCACAAGGAGUUCCUGGCUGCCCUGGAAUUUUGUUUACAACCAGAACCUCAGUCUCAGCAUGAACUGGGAAAUGUUUUCUUAAAAUUUAAAGACAAAUUCUUUGUGUAUGAAGAGUACUGUAGCAACCACGAGAAAGCACUCAGACUGCUGAUGGAAUUGAACAAGAUCCCAACAGUGAGAGCAUUCCUUCUGGGUUGCAUGCUUUUGGGAGGCAGAAAAACGACAGACAUUCCACUAGAGGGUUAUCUGCUGACUCCAAUUCAGAGAAUUUGCAAAUAUCCACUUCUGCUUAAGGAAUUAGCUAAGAGGACCCCCUCUAAGCAUCCUGAUCACCCAGCUGUCCAGAACGCAUUGCAGGCAAUGAAGACAGUCUGCACAAAUAUCAACGAGACCAAGAGGCAGAUGGAGAAACUGGAAGCCCUUGAACAGUUGCAGUCCCACAUUGAAGGAUGGGAGGGGUCAAAUCUGACAGAUAUCUGCACACAGCUCUUGCUCCAAGGGACUUUGUUAAAAAUCUCAGCAGGAAAUAUCCAGGAGAGAAUGUUCUUUCUAUUUGAUAAUCUACUUGUCUAUUGCAAGAGGAAAUCCAGUCUAAAUCUUAAUGGCAGAGUUACUGGGAAAAAAACAUCUAAACGGACAAAGUCAAUCAACGGGUCCCUGUAUAUCUUCAGGGGCCGAAUAAAUACAGAAGUCAUGGAGGUGGAGAAUGUGGAAGAUGGAACAGCAGAUUACCACAGCAAUGGCUACCCUGUGACAAAUGGCUGGAAGAUACACAACACAGCCAAAAACAAAUGGUUUGUCUGUAUGGCCAAGACUGCAGAGGACAAGCAGAAAUGGCUGGACGCUAUAAUCAAGGAAAGGGAGCAGAGGGAGAGUUUGAAACUGGGAAUGGAGAGGGAUGCGUAUGUCAUGAUUGCAGAGAAAGGAGAGAAGCUGUACCAAAUGAUGAUGAGCAAGAAAGUGAACCUUAUCAAAGACAGGAGGAGAAAAUUAAGUACUGUUCCCAAAUGCUUUCUUGGCAAUGAGUUUGUAUCAUGGCUCACAGAGAUUGGAGAGAUAAGCAAACCAGAGGAAGGGGUCAACCUGGGACAGGCACUAUUGGAAAAUGGAAUUAUUCAUCAUGUUUCAGAUAAGCACCAGUUUAAGAAUGAGCAGGUGAUGUACAGAUUUCGCUAUGAUGAUGGAACGUACAAGCCAAGAAGUGAAUUGGAAGACAUCAUGUCCAAGGGUGUGAGGCUCUACUGCCGACUACACUGCCUGUAUACUCCAGUGGUAAAAGACCGUGACUACCACCUAAAGACCUACAAAUCAGUCAUCCCUGCAAAUAAACUAGUGGAUUGGCUUAUUGCACAGGGAGACUGUCAGACUCGGGAGGAAGGUGUCGCACUGGGUGUUGGACUCUGCAAUAACGGCUUCAUGCAUCAUGUCCUGGAGAAAAGUGAAUUUAAGGAUGAAUCCUUGUAUUUCCGCUUUUAUGCUGAUGAGGAGAUGGAAGGCACCAGUUCCAAGAGCAAACAAUUACGUAAUGAUUUCAAGCUCGUGGAGAACAUCCUGGGAAAGAGUCUUCUGAUUUUACCAGAAGAGGAUGACUAUGGAUUUGACAUGGAAGAAAAGAACAAAGCAAUCGUGGUCAAGUCAGUUCGACGAGGGUCUUCUGCAGAGAUGGCUGGCCUGCAGACAGGAAGAAAAAUCUAUUCCAUCAAUGAGGACUUAAUAUUUCUACGCCCAUUUUCGGAAGUGGAAACCAUCUUAAACCAGUCCUUCUGCUCACGAAGGCCACUUAGGCUUCUGGUAGCCACCAAAUCAAAAGAGAUUAUUAAAAUCCCAGAUUGUCCUGAAGCACUUUGCUUCCAGAUACGGGGAGCAGCACCACCAUAUGUUCAUGCAGUAGGAAGAGGUUCUGAGGCUGCAGCUGUAGGCCUUCAUCCAGGGCAGUGUAUUUUGAAAGUUAAUGGGAAUAAUGCAACACAUGGAAAUUAUAUGGAAGUUCUGGAGCACUUUACAGCCUACAGGACUAGACAGCAGGAAGCACUGGGAUUGUACCAGUGGGUGUACAGAACACAUGAAGAUGCUGAGGAGGACAGAGUUCAGCAAGCAGCAUCCACUGCAUAUCUGAAUGGCAGUCAUUCUGGCAAAGAAGACUCUUCACUGGAAGGAGGUGCAGAACUGGAUCCCUUUCAAAAUAGCCAACAGGAAUCAGCCCAGACACCACAGGCCAUCAGCUCUCCACUGAUCAUUGGUGAAGAAACACCUCUAAUUAGCCUGACUGUGGAUAACACCCACCUGGAGCAUGGAGUGGUAUACGAAUAUGUCAGCAGCGCAGGAAUCAAAUCCUUAGUCCUGGAGAAAAUUGUGGAACCAAAAGGUUGCUUCAGUCUCACUGCAAAGAUUUUAGAGGCCUUUGCUGCAGAGGACUAUCACUUUGUAAGGAAUUGCAAAAGACUUAUAUCCCUAAGCAGUGCUGUGGCCACCAUGCCCCAGUAUGAAUUCCGGCAAAUCUGUGACACUAAGUUGGAAAGCAUUAGCAGAAGGCUUACGAACUACCAAGAGUUUGCAGAUGAGUUGAAAACAAAGGUGAGCCCAGCCUUCAAACAAGCCAUCAUGGAACCACAUUCCGUCAACAGCAUGGAUUUCUGCCCCACCAACUGCCAUGUUAACCUCAUGGAGGUAUCAUACCCCAAAAAUACUACCUCAGCAGGGAGGUCGUUCAGCAUCCGCAUUGGACGGAAACCCUCUAUCAUUGGUCUUGAUCCAGAGCAAGGUACCUUAAAUCCAGUCUCAUACACUCAACAUUGCAUCACCACUAUGGCUGCACCAUCCUGGAGAUGUCUGACCCCAGAAGAUGGAGACCUUAAUGGUAGCUUUGGCCAGCAGAAUGGAGGAACAAUUCAGGAAGAAAGGGGACUCAGUUUUCUGCUGAAACAGGAAGAUCGGGAGAUACAGGACUCAUAUUUGCACCUUUUUAACAAACUUGACAUUGCAGUGAAGGAAAUGAAGCAAUAUGUCAUUCAGAUAAAUAAACUUCUGUCCACCAUAACAGAACCUACAGAAGGUGGUGCCUGUGAGCCACCAUCUACUGAGGAGACAUCUCCACCUUCCCUGGGAACAGAAGAGAGUGAUCCUGACAAAGCCGAGCAUGGUGGAAUCAAGAAGGUCUGUUUCAAAGUUUCUGAGGAGGACCAGGAAGACUCUGGACAUGACACAAUGAGUUUCAGAGACUCCUACAGUGAGUGUAACAGUAACCGGGACUCGGUGUUGUCGUACACCAGUGUACGGAGUAAUAGCUCUUACUUGGGCAGCGAUGAGAUGGGAUCAGGAGAUGAGCUUCCCAAUGAUAUGAGGAUUCCUUUAGACAAGCAAGACAAACUUCAUGGCUGUCUGGAACAUCUUUUUAACCAGGUUGACGCAAUCAAUGCACUUCUAAAAGGACCAGUAAUAACUAAGGCCUUUGAAGAAACCAAGCACUUUCCAAUGGACCACAGCUUGCAAGAAUUUAAACAGAAAGAAGAAACCACAGUUAGGUGCCGGAAUAAUAUUCAAGCCAGCAUUCAAGAAGAUCCAUGGAACCUUCCACUGCGCAUCAAGAACCUUGUUGAAAUCAUACAAAAACAUGUGGAAGAUGGGAAGAAUCAGCUGCUUUUGGCCUUGUUAAAAUGCACAGAUACUGAGCUACAGCUGAGACGUGAUUCCAUCUUCUGUCAGUCUCUUGUGGCUGCUAUUUGCACCUUUUCAGAGCAGUUACUGGCUGCUCUCAACUAUCGAUACAACAACAACGGGGAAUACGAAGAGAGCAGCAGAGACGCCAGCAGAAAGUGGCUGGAGCAGAUAGCAGCCACUGGUGUUUUACUAAACUACCAGUCUCUUCUCUCCCCCGCUGUGAAGGAGGAGCGUACCAUGCUGGAAGAUAUCCAGGUCACUCUGACUGAACUGGACAAAGUUGCUGUCUAUUUCAAGCAGCUGGAUGAAAGUCUCGUAGCAAAUGCUCAUGUUUUCUACCACAUUGAAGGAAGUCGUCAGGCCUUGAAGGUUAUCUUUUAUCUUGACAGCUACUACUUCUCCAAGCUGCCUUCUCGGUUUCAGAAUGGGGGAAGCUUGAAACUGCACACAGUGCUCUUUUCAAAAGCUCUGGAGAGUAUGGAGGGGCAAUCACAACCAGGUGGCUCAUCUCUAGAAGAACUUCCACAGCAAAUGAACAGUAUUUCACUUGAAAAAGUGCAGCAAUACUACCGUAAACUCAGGACAUUUUACCUAGAGAGAUCAAACUUGCCCACUGAUUCCAAUACUACUGCAGUGAAGAUUGACCAGCUUAUUCGCCCCAUUAAUGCAAUGGAUGAGCUUUGCAGGCUGAUGAAGUCUUUCAUUAAUGCAAAACCAGCCCAGGCAGGAUAUUCUAGCAGUAACACAUCAGGAGCUGGCCUGCUGCCCAUAUCCUCUGAGCUCUGUUAUCGACUUGGAGCCUGUCAGAUUACUAUGUGCGGCACUGGGAUGCAGAGAAGUACACUGAGUGUGUCUCUGGAGCAAGCAGCCAUACUGGCUCGAAGUCAUGGGCUUUUGCCCAAGUGUAUCAUGCAAGCUACAGACAUCAUGCGAAAGCAAGGACCAAGGGUUGAAAUCUCUGCCAAGAAUCUGAAAGUGAUGGACCAAAUGCCACAGUGUGCACCUCGGCUCUAUAGGUUGUGCCAGCCACCUACAGAUGGGGAUUUAUAAAAGUGAGAGAGGCACCUACAUUGCAGCAUCGUUAAAGCAUUCAACUAUGAGCAGCUCUGAGGACCCAUCCUAACUGACACUGAUGGCGCUGAAUCAAGAGAGGAAGAGACAUUGCUCUGGUUUAGUAGGAGAUGAACCUGCUGGACCCAGGCACCAAGAAUCUGCCUCUGAACUCCUGCAGCACGUGCAGGGAUCCUUGUAUUUCUUUGAAUUCUUGAAGAAAUUCUCACAACGAACACCACAGAGCUAAGAUGGGUGUUACUGCCAUUUGCUAGAUAUCUGGAAAAGUGACAAUAUUUCAAGAAAGGGCAGUUUUACCAAUGACUUGUCUGUGCUGCCACCUAAAAGUUGUGGAAUUCAAGAUACAGAUUGGUUAAGAAAACCUAGAAUGAUGCAUCUCUCUCUCCCUGUACUGCAUCUGGCAUCCAUUUAAUUGCCAGCAUAAUUUUGGUCAGUGUCCUUGAGCAGUAGCUUCAUAAACACCACUAUUUCAUGAACUGACCUGCACUUUUGAACAACAAAUAGCACAAUCUAUGGUUUAUUCAAAUAUAAACAUGAAGAACUUCUUCUGGAGUAAAUUUCCACUUCAGCCCAGUGAGAACCAAUCUCUCUAUGCUGCAGAGUAUACAUUCCAUAAUACUUCUUAACAUGACUUCGUUUUACCUACUGUAGCUUUCGGGUUUUUGAUUAACUCUUUUUAUUAAUGCUCUAUUAUGUACUCUGGAUAUACAGUACUAUUUAAGAGAUUGGGAUUGAAGGAUUUUAAAGGAAACUUUACAAAGGAAAAAUACAGUCUUAUAAUCUGAUUGUUUGAACAGAUGUAGUUUUUAAAACAGGUCAGAAGAACUAUAGUUAUUUAUGUGGAGUGGAAUAUGUGUUUUCAAUCACGCUAUUAUAUAUUCAAGAUUUAAAUAAAAAUUAUAUUGUUUAAAAUGGGACCAAUAUGCUGGCAAUUACACAGCUACUCCCAGUUUACUGAAAAAAAUCUGCAUUAUUUAAAAUCUUUCAAUAUUUAAGUAGUCUUUAAUACAGUUAUUAAGAUAUAUUAGGGAUGCUUUUAAGUUAAAAGAGAAGAGGAAUCAGGUAUAUAAUGUACUUUAUUUUUUCUUGUUUGAAAUAUUGUCCUCCAUUCUGUCAGUAUUAUUCUAAGCACAGUAAUUUUUUCCCAAAUUACUGGUUGAAACUAACUGAAACAUGUCGGCAGUCUCAGGACAGAAAUAAUAUUCUUUUGGAGUGAGUGCCUUAACAUGACGACCUAAUCACUAACGAAUUUCAGUUGUAGCAGGUGUCAGUAGAAGGAUGUAUAGGAAACUUACCAUUCCUCUGUUUCUCCACAGUCUUGUUUAAAACAGUUCACAGUUAGGAGAUCCAGAAGUGCUUUGCAGUGAUGUAUAUUCCAGGAAAUAAAGGUUUGGGUUUUUUAUUUGUGAGGUUGUUCAUUUUUUACCUGGCUUAAUUUUAUUUUACUAACACCCGAACCAACUCAAAAACUGAAAUUAGACUUUUUCCAUUUGGAUAUGAUGGUCUCGUAAAUUCAACACUUCAACACAAACUGGCUUAUGACAAAUUUGAGGAUGCAGAUUGUUCUGAACCUUGUCUCUUAAUUUUUUUUUUCUUCACUCACAGACUGAAAUAAUUUUGGGGAAGGAACGUGUGUUUUUUAAUCUCUUACUUUUAACUGUUUCCUCCGACCUACAGCAACCUGUUGCAGGGAACCCAGACAAUCCAUCAUCUGCCAGCUGUCAGGUACAGGAGUUUGUUACUGAGGAUCCAUUUUGUAUUGCAGCCAGAGGAGCAGAUCUUUUUUUUUUAAUGCACUUCUUUUUAAUUUUAGAAGAGCUAUUCUUGCCCUGUGCUGUUUCAAGAAGAAAUGGAUGUUUCUUUACUGAAUCUGCAGCAUAAAAUAUGCUUAAUAUUAUAAGAACUGUAGGAAUUACCCAAAAAUAGAAAGAACACUUAGGCCAAGAUCUUCGCUUUGUCUUACAUCAGCUCUGUUCAGCGGAACUGCAGCAAUUUAGACAACCUGUUGAGGAUCCUGGCCCACACUUAGGCAGCCACUGUAAACAUUAAAGAUGCGUGGAAGAGUAUCUAAGGGCAUUUACACUGUGCACUGUUUUACAUUGAAAUGCAUGUGUUAUUCUCCUUGAAAAAGCGAUAGAAGUUUUUAUUAUUAAAAGAUGGUUUAUAUUAUAAGGAAAGAAGGUAUGAUCUGAUUUUUCUGUUUUACCCUUUAGUUCCGUAGCUCUAAGUUCUGUUGAACAGUUUAAAUUCUGAUAUUUGUAUGGAGCGAUGAGGAGUCGGAAAUUUAAACUGUAAUGGAAAAGUUGGUUUUGAUAUCAGCCUAAACUGGUAGCAUAGAGCUAAAGUCUUCCUGCUUGGGCAGUGUCAGCUGCAAGAUGUGGUUUCACUGCAGGCUUCCUAUUAAAGUAGAAGAGGAAACAACUGUUUUGAUGGUGUAAAAUUACAAGGUUUGAAUCCAGUGCUGGAAAGAACAGGUUCAAGUGGAAAACAAGAGGGCAAUGCACAAGCCAAACCUGCAAGUAAAGAGAGUAGGUCUGCAGAAUUUCCAUGGCUAAAAGCAAAGUAAGAAUCAGGCCUGCCACAACCAAGAGAGUGCAGAUUUCAUAGAUCUGGAGCAUCUGAUACACUGGAAGUGUAGGAAAUAUGGAAAACACAGUCACGAUGGAGAAGUUGGAAACUAGCAACAUGCUGAUGAGGUAUGUAAGCAGCUGGCUAAAGGAAAGAAGGCAACACUGAAAAGGAAGUGGGGGUUGGGUGGCAUCUGCAAGUGGAAUUUCUUACGUAUUGUAACUGAAUUGCCUUAGCAUUUUCAUUAAUCACUGAAGCACAAAUACUAUGAGGCUGGGGUUGAAGUUGGGAGGCACUAAUCUAAAGGAGGACCAAGGUACAGACCAAAAAAAACCCAGAAGACUUUGAACACUGAAGAGGAUGAAAUGAAUGGGAUGAAAUUUUACAGUACAAAUAUUAGCUCAUGCAUUUGAAGGUUAAACAAAGUAUUUUGCUAUAUUUCUUGUUAAUUGAUAAUAAAAGGACCUUGGUUAUAGAGUUUGUGACAUGACGACUCAGAUACAAUUUGAUGGAAUCACAAAAGCUCAGCCUGCACUAGGAGGCAAAUUUCCUGUGGGGAUGGAGAACUAUUCGAGUUACUGUGCAGAGGCCAAAUAAUUAAGUGACAUUGCAGUGGCUAGAUAUUGAGGAAAAAUAUUAAAAUGGUAUCAAUAAAGUGGAUACAAUUCUGCAAGAUAAGACUGGGAGAGCUUGCUUUAUUUAGUCUAAGACACAAUUACAACUGAUGUCUUUAUAAGACGACAAUAAUUAGAAAGGUAAAGAAAGUUCCAUCUAAAUACAAAUACAGCCAUAAGGAGAAAAAGGCGUACAAGCAAUCAAGGAUAACUAUUGGCUGCAAAUUGCUCUGGACCCUAGAAACUUUUUCCCAAUCAGGCUCUGGCGAACAAGAAAUCACUUUUACAAAGGGGCUUCUAAAAGACGAAGCAGGGGUGCAUAGAGUCACAGGAGAGCCUCUCUGAGUGGGACAAGGCAGCCCUUCCCAGUCCAGCCCCAUUUGGCUGCAGAAGCUGUAUUUGGCCGUGACAGGAGAUAGUGUGAACAGUUCCUGCUUUGUCCAGUUUUGUCCAGGGCAUUUGCAAAGGUGUGAACUGCUUUUCAAAUCCAGGCCUUGGCUCUCUGUUAGCACUACACAAUUUUGUAUUCCAGUAUUCAUUUGCAGACUGAAAUUUAGAUGAGUUUUUAGAUGAGAAACCACAGUUUAGACAAAUAUGCAUCUCAUUUCCAUUUAGAAUAAAAAACAUUGAAGGGAAAAGUCCACUUGGACUCUGGCAAAUCCUUUUUCCUCUGUCAUAUUUUGUUAUCGGCAAAUAGUGCUACUUUGGGAAUAUUUUGAGCAGAAAUUAUUCCAUGUUUCUAAAGCAAUUUGAAGAUGCAAAACAUUAAGGUCUAGCACUCAGAAUUUCAAAAUAAAAACAAUUUGAAAUGCUCCUUGGUCCAUAACAGCAUGUAUAGUAUUUCAUCUGCCAUAACACUUGGCAUUAUACAUGUCUGACACAGCUUCUAAGUACGUGGUCAUUGUUCAUUGGUAAAAGGGCAAAAAAACCCCCACCCUAACCCAACAGACAGCUCAUGAAACCAGCUUAUUCACAAAAGGACAUAGCACAUAGACUUACUGAUAAGAUACUGAUUAAUUAAAUUACCCAGUACAAUCUGUAUCUAAAACUAGUAUUUGUGUAGUACUAGGGUGCUCAAAUACAAAGUUCAAAUUUGCCAUUCAGAGAAGCCUGCAGUAGCUGUUUGUCUUAACAGGGAAGAAAAGCUUUCAAACAGCAUAAGGUAUUUUUCCCACAUUUUAUAAUGAGAGUCCUGGCUUUGAUUAGCACCAAGAAACCAUUGUGGUGCCAUUGGGUUCUGAUCCUUCUGUUCCUUGCCAUGCAAAAAUAAUCCAUUCUGUUUCGUGUUAAACAGCAUAAUGCAAUAGCAGUUUUGAUGGUGCUGUUGUAGCAUCACUACACUACAUCACUAAAAGAGCCUUUGUUUAAUAUAUACUGAAAAAAUUCUAGUGUCCUUAAGACACGAAUUUCUGAGCACUCAGUCUCGCCAUGCCCAACUGCCUUUGCUAUACUGAGUCCCUGCUGCCGUUUGGGGAGGGAACUGGGAAACUAUUUUCUUACCACUGGUAUUGUGAAGAUUCAAGAGAGAAAAAUUGUAAACUGUUUUGAAAAGUGACAGUGCUUUACAUACAUAAGUAGUACUAAUGACUUGAACAACAGGAAACUAGAUGGAAAAAAGGAUAAACAUCGCAGAGAGACAUAUAAAAAUCUCUGCUUUUAAUCCCCAUAACUGUAUUAUUCGAGAGCACUUAGUAUAAGGAAAGAUGACCAAGUAUAUUUUUUUAUGUACUUGCUCUGCCCCAUUUCAGGAUUGAGAAGUACUAUGCAUCAAUACCAUCAAGGAAACAAAUUUAACACAUCUGGUUUUGUUAGGGAAAUGGAACAAACCCAUAUUUAUGAGUGAAGUUUCUUCAGAUUCCCUUACCUUCAGCAGUUCCUCUCCUUGAUUUUAAGAAUAUCAGAAUUCAUAACAUAAGUAAAUGGUAGGUGAAUAAUAUUUUUAAAGUAUGGUCUUGGCGAGAGGUUAUUCAAUUUAGACUUCAGAGUUGCACCUUUUAGUUUGUUAAAGAAUUGAAAAUUCUUUUAUCACACAGUUUGGCAUGAAGAUAAUACUGCUUAUUUAAGAUCCUUCUAAUUGCCAGCAGAUAUACCCUGAGAAUCAGGCUCUGAUGCACUGUUGCAAUCAAGUGUACCAGAAGAAAGAUUUGCUGGUACCUGGACCCCGAUCAGUUAAACGGGUUACGCCUUUGUAUUCUGAAGCCUGUGCUGGCUUCAGUGCUGGAUUAAAGAUGAAGAACCUGAUUAUCUUAGAACAAUAGGUUUGCUUUUUUGUAGUUAACCUUUCACAGGUGUUUCUAGGUGAGCUAAUUCCACAAGAUGAAAAUCACUGCACUAGUGCGAUGCCAUAGAACAAACAACUCCUUGAAGAGGACGGAGGACUUUUAAAAGACCUUCAUUUUUGCCCUUUUUACAAAGAGCAGGAAUGGCCACAGCAGCCUGAUCAUAGGUUAGGCCAAAUCUAAAAGGCCUUUAAAAGUUAACUGAUGAUCAGCUAUAGGAGCAUAAGUAAGAUUGCUAUAGCAUCACUGCAUUUACAGCUCAUUUUGCACCUAACGUCAAUUACCUCAUCUGGGCAGGGGGGGCAAUUCUGAUAUGACACAAGUCAUGUAGUAUGUUUUUGCAUGACACAGAACUUUUCAUGGUUUUAGGAGAAUGUUCCAGAGACGAUAUUUUUGUAUCAGUUUUUAGGACUCGCAUUUUCACGUUUUGUAAAAAGAAAAAAUGUACCUAAUAUUUGAGAGGGUUUUUCCACUUAAGUUUGAGGGAAUCUAGUGUACUACUGGUAUUAUAUUUUAUUUUAUGUUUCUGUACUUUUAACUAAGCAUGUGUAUUGUGCAUUAAGAUAAAAGUCUUGAUAUAAUUUGUUCAA